AUGUUUUCAAUCGACCUGAAUGGACAGACAUUUUCUGUUCACUGGUCUCUUGUUGGCGCCUGCGGACAUCAGUAUACAGGCUCAUCGAACGAUAAUUGUAUUCAAAAUCAAUUUGUCAACAACAUUGCACUGUAUCUGAACGAAAAUGCCAGUGCACAUUGGAAUGUAACAGCCCCAAUAGGCACGUUUGAUUUGUCGAUGACACGAAAUCCUCCACCAGUGACAUACAUACCCGGAAGAAGGCACUCUGCAUAUGUAUCGCUAUUAGCCAUUGACACCGACAGCAAUCAAUCACUGCCGAUAUCUGGUGUGAUUGGAUAUGGAAGUAUGGUAAAUUGGAUCGGUUCCAGUGUGUUUUAUCCGACUAUAGUAGAUGGGGAGACAUUGUAUGCACUGGCACUAACUGUCGACCGGCAAAAAAUGGUGAAGGUGUUUGCCCUCCUCCUAGUUGUCACAAACUGGGUUCUCUCUCUUACUGUUUUAUGGAUGACAAUCCUGGUGCUGUUCCGUGUGAACGUUAAUGAUGGGCUUAUCUUGACCUCGACGGCAGUCCUUUUUGCCCUUCCGCAGAUCAGGGCCAGUAUGCCGGAUUCUCCACCAUUUGAUAUCGCCGGUUACUUCAUGAAUGUCUGUCUCGUCAGCAUCUGCUACCAUUACCAACCAGCAGCCAUGAGAUCUGUUGAGCCUACGAUAUCACAGCGAGCCGGUUUCCUCGUGGGCAAGGAAUGA
Molecule: messenger RNA, 729 nt
Organism: Suillus clintonianus
Lineage: Eukaryota; Fungi; Basidiomycota; Agaricomycetes; Boletales; Suillaceae
Exons: 8
Coding region: 1-729 (242 amino acids)
Source: RefSeq, a predicted model, not a curated record